This is a messenger RNA of Nematolebias whitei (Rio pearlfish), 298 nucleotides long. RefSeq names its product guanine nucleotide-binding protein G(I)/G(S)/G(O) subunit gamma-5-like. The transcript has a single exon. Lineage: Eukaryota; Metazoa; Chordata; Actinopteri; Cyprinodontiformes; Rivulidae. Gene Ontology annotation, molecular function: G-protein beta-subunit binding. The record is from RefSeq and is a predicted model, not a curated record. The coding region runs from base 92 to 298 and encodes 68 amino acids. Gene Ontology annotation, cellular component: heterotrimeric G-protein complex. Gene Ontology annotation, biological process: G protein-coupled receptor signaling pathway.
UAGCUAGUAACAAAGAGUUCUUUUCGUAAACAUUUUGUGAUUUUUUUUAACUUUCGUUGCCUAAAAAUUUAAGUUAUUUCACAUCGCAAUAAUGCCGGGGACAGCCAACAUUAUCGCGAUGAAGAAAAUUGUCCAACAGUUGCGUCUUGAAGCUGGCAUCAACAGAGUUAAGGUCUCUCAGGCCGCAGCGGACCUCCAGCAGUUUUGCCUUCAGAACGCCCAGCAGGACCCUCUGCUGAACGGCAUGUCGUCCAGCAACAACCCGUUCAGACCGCACAGAGCCUGCUCCUUCCUAUAG